AUGAUUUCCUACCGCCAUCCUUACCAAGCGCUGUCAAAUGCUCAAUGGACGCCGUUUAUUCGUUUCAAUUACACAGGCGGUUCAGAUUUAGAAGAAGUUAUAAUAAAGAAGAGAAAAUUUUCAUCAGAUGAAGGUUCGGAUUUCAUGCAAGCUGCAGUUGUAAAUAAAGAGAGACAAAGUGCCGAAAUUCUCGACUCUGUCAAGAAUCCCGAACAAAUGGCAAAAAUUAAUAUGCGACGAAGGAAGACAAAAACUACUAUUUUUACUAUAGAUGCAUUAUUGGGACAUUUGACCGAAAGUCCAAGCAAAAAAAGAAAAGUUCAAUUUACACAGACAACAAAAAGGAAGGAUGAUUCAAUUGAUUCGGGUUUUUCAUCCUCUGAAGAAAACGACGAGUCGAUUAUUGCUAGUGUGGAUGCAAAUGACAGUGGAAUUUGUAACAAUGAUUCACGGCAAGAACCAGAUCAAAUUAAGUUUGUGACACCAGGCUUACCUCAACCCAAAGUAAGAAGUAAUCAGCAAUUACCGCCUUCGGAAAGAUACAAUCGUUUAUAUAUGCCUAUCAACGAUGCAUAUCAUUUAUAUCCCGGAUUAAACAAAGUUGUGCAGCAAAAUUGGAUGCAUCACCACCAAUAUGCGAUACCGUAUGCACCGAUUGAGACAAUGGCUUUCGUUGGGCAAUGUAAUAAUAUUCAAUCAAAUAUAUCUUAUUCACCGAAUCUUAGACCUCAAAAAACACAAAAGACUAAACGAGCAAGAACCGUAUUUACUCAAAAGCAACUAGAACGUUUAGAAGCUGAAUUCAACAAUCAGCAAUACAUGGUUGGAAAUGAAAGGCGAGCACUUUCUAAAAAGCUCAGACUCACAGAUGCUCAAGUUAAAGUUUGGUUUCAAAAUAGAAGAAUUAAGUACAGGAAUGACAAGAAGCGUGAGCCAGUGGACAAAACCAACAAACUAGACGUUCUCAAACGCGAAGCAAUCGAAAAAUACUAAGAAUACUUAUGUUUAUGAUUUUAAGUUCCGUGUUUUUGUAAUAAUUGUUUCUUAAAAGUUUCAUAAAAUAAAGUUUUGAAUAUAGAACAUUCAAAUAAACGA
This is a messenger RNA of Styela clava, 1095 nucleotides long. NCBI's taxonomy places the organism in Eukaryota, Metazoa, Chordata, Ascidiacea, Stolidobranchia, Styelidae. The record is from RefSeq and is a predicted model, not a curated record.